Molecule: messenger RNA, 765 nt
Organism: Peromyscus leucopus (white-footed mouse)
Lineage: Eukaryota; Metazoa; Chordata; Mammalia; Rodentia; Cricetidae
Gene: Gal
Product: galanin and GMAP prepropeptide
Exons: 6
Coding region: 217-591 (124 amino acids)
Cellular component (GO): extracellular region
Molecular function (GO): hormone activity
Source: RefSeq, a predicted model, not a curated record
GGCGCUGAGCGGGUGACGCGGCAGCUCCCGCGGGGCAUAAAUAGCGGUGGCAGCGCCGCUCCUGCUGCGGACACGUCGAGGGAUCCUCGCGCGCUUCCUCACGCUGCUGCGCUGCGCCAUGCGGUGAGCGACCCGCCCAUCCGCCACGCCACGCCCGGACCGAGACACCCCGGAUCUGCACCGACCAGCCACACCCGGUUCCCACCGCUGCUCAAGAUGGCCAGACGCAGCGUCCUCCUGCUAGCUUGGCUCCUGCUGGCUGUGACCCUGUCAGCCACUCUGGGGCUUGGGAUGCCAGCAAAGGAGAAGAGAGGCUGGACCCUGAACAGCGCUGGCUACCUUCUGGGCCCACAUGCCAUUGACAACCACAGAUCAUUUAGCGACAAGCAUGGCCUCACAGGCAAGCGGGAGCUACAACUGGAAGCAGAGGAAGGGAGACCAGGAAGCGUUGAUGGGCCCCUGCCUGAGAGCAACAUCGUGCACACCAUAAUGGAGUUCCUGAGUUUCCUGCACCUUAAAGAGGCCGGGGCCCUCGACAGCCUGCCUGGCCUCCCUUUGGCCACCUCCUCAGAAGACCUAGAGCAGUCCUGAGACCAUGCUCACAGGGCACUUGUGUCCUGUGCUGUAACUGAAAGUCACUCCAGGAAGAAUCUUCUGCCAGCUCCUCAAGCAAACCCUCUGUUCUCCGCUUUGAUCCUGUGUUGUUAUAACUAAGAUGUUUUGAUUGGAGUAAAUAUAUUGUGACACAAUAAAGACUAGCAAGUA